AUGCAGCCUGUGGCUCGCGCUCUCUCUUCUGAGGAGACUGUUAAUGCCCUGACGGAUCUUACCCAAAGGGCGCAUGCCCUUAUCGCACCUGCUCAGACUAUCAAUAUUGUCAAUACUGUCGAAUAUUCUGUCGGCUAUGGCCCCUUUGUUACAAUCAUCCGUGGCCAGAAGGAUAUCACCGCGGCGGGCUCGAGAUUUAUUUCAGAGCUGGAUGGCACACAGCCGUUCGAGGACUGCACAACUAUUACUAGCACCUUCAAGCAGUUUGUCCGUGUCAACCAGGACUACCUCAACGUCCUCAUUGCCAAGGCAGGCCUCCUCGACAUCGCCCCGCCGACCGUUGGCAAGCCUAUGUCGACUUCGCUCAGAGAAGUCAAGGGCGUUUACGAGCCUAUCAGCACCAGCCUCAUCUCACUCUGCACCUCUACGGCUCCGGAACUCACUUUGCAGGCCAAAAACCUUAAAGAAACCCUCGAUCUUACUAUCCAGAAGUACGAGACGCUCGGACAGCGGUUCCAAAACAACUAA
Molecule: messenger RNA, 528 nt
Organism: Neurospora tetraspora
Lineage: Eukaryota; Fungi; Ascomycota; Sordariomycetes; Sordariales; Sordariaceae
Exons: 3
Coding region: 1-528 (175 amino acids)
Source: RefSeq, a predicted model, not a curated record